AUGGCCGAAGAGAAUUCUAUCACUCAACCCGAGGCGGAGCAGCCCGAGCGCUCUCCCGCCGAGCCCACCGACAAGGAGUCGGAGAAUGCCACUACCUCGGAUACCAAGCCUACUGAGAAUGCGAAUGCCUCCGACGAGAAGGCGACUGAAGGCCAGACCGACAAGGCCGAUGCCUCUGACGAUGCGCCCAAGCCCCAGGAAGAGGCCGAGUCUGCCUCGGCCGAUGCGGAGUCUGCCCCCAAGACCAACGGAACUCCCGCGUCUACCAAUAAGUCGUCCAAGGACCGACGCCGCUCCAGUGGUGUUGGCGAGAAGAAGCUUAACCGCAAGAAGUCCCAGAGCCGUAUCACUCAUCUCGAUGCGAAGCCUGGCGACUACUACCUGGCGCGCCUUCGCAGCUAUGCGCCUUGGCCUGCCAUCAUUUGUGACGAGGAGAUGCUUCCCCAGUCUCUCCUGGACAGCCGCCCCAUCACUGCCAAGCAGGCCGAUGGAAGCUACCGCGCCGACUAUGCCGAUGAUGGUCGACGCGCCCAUGAGCGCUCUUUCCCCGUCAUGUUCUUCGGGACCAACGAAUUUGCCUGGAUCCCAAACACCAACUUGAAACCCCUCGACCCCGCCGAAUGCAAGGAAGUCUCCGAGAAGAACAAGGCCAAGCAGUUGCUUGGCGCGUACAAGGUUGCCGCCGAAGGCCACGACCUGAAGCAUUUCAAGGAACUACUUUCGGAUCACCAGGCUGCCAUUCAGCAGGAGAUUGAGGAGGAAGAGCGCGAGGAGGAAGAGAAGGCCAAGGCUAAGGCUGAGAAGGCCACUAAGAAGAAUAAGCGCAAGAGCAAGGGCGCUGAGACUGAUGUGGAGAUGGAAGAUGCGGACGAGGCCAAGCCCUCGAAGGCCACCAAGAAGCGUAAGAAGGACGAGACUGAGGUUGAGGAAGACAAGCCGGCCAAGACCCCUAAGACUGCAACCAAGCUCAAGUUGAGCACCCCAAAGGCUCCCAAGACGCCUGCCGAAGAGAAGAAGAAGACCCCCGCUCCCAAGACCAAGAAGGCUGCCCCCAAGAAGGGCAAGGCAGCUGCCAGCGAUGAGGAGCCCGUUGAGGCCAAGGAGCCCGAGAAACAGAUUGAUCCCGAGGAGCUCAAGAAGAAGAAAGAGAAGGAGGUCCUGUUUUUGCGCCACAAGCUUCAGAAAGGAUUCAUCUCUCGCGACAGCCCCCCUCAGGAGAACGAGAUGGACGCCAUGGCCACUUAUUACGAUAAGCUGGAGAAGCAUGCCGACCUGGAAGUUGCGAUCAUUCGCUCGACUAAGAUCAACAAGGUUCUCAAGAUGAUUGUCAAACUCAACACCAUUCCCCGUGAUGAAGAGUUCAACUUCCGCUCCCGUGCCAUGAGCCUGCUGUCUAGCUGGAAGAAUGUGCUGGAUGGUGAUCUCCCAACUUCGACAGACAAAGAGGAUAAGCCCGCUUCGAAUGGUGCCUCCAAGGACGACGAAGCUCUUGAGACCCCUGCUGAAGAGGAGAAGGAAGAGAAGGCCGAUGAUACCCCCAUGCCUGAUGCUGAGUCCGACAAGGCGGAACCUCAGCCGGAAGCCUCCAAGGAGGAAUCCGAAGAGAAGCCCGAGGAGCAGCCCGAGGAGAAGCCCGAGGAGAAAGCGGAAUAA
Penicillium pulvis is the source of this 1653-nucleotide messenger RNA. RefSeq lists its product as uncharacterized. Gene Ontology annotation, biological process: anterograde axonal transport. The record is from RefSeq and is a predicted model, not a curated record. The coding region runs from base 1 to 1653 and encodes 550 amino acids. The transcript is spliced from 5 exons. Lineage: Eukaryota; Fungi; Ascomycota; Eurotiomycetes; Eurotiales; Aspergillaceae. Gene Ontology annotation, cellular component: mitochondrion.